This is a messenger RNA of Engraulis encrasicolus (European anchovy), 2969 nucleotides long. RefSeq lists its product as uncharacterized. The transcript has a single exon. The record is from RefSeq and is a predicted model, not a curated record. Gene Ontology annotation, molecular function: nucleic acid binding. The coding region runs from base 120 to 1655 and encodes 511 amino acids. NCBI's taxonomy places the organism in Eukaryota, Metazoa, Chordata, Actinopteri, Clupeiformes, Engraulidae. Gene Ontology annotation, biological process: DNA integration.
UCCCAGCUUCCUCACGACCGCCGAGGAGGCGCCAGAACCCAACGUCUUCACCCUCAUCGAACCCGAAGCAGACGCAGAGAUCCGGCCUGAGGUUGCAGUUUUGUCUACCAGAGCCCUGGAUGCUCCUCUGGGCUCUCAGCGCUUCGAAAGAUUCUCCAACUGGAAGAACCUCUGCAAAGCUAAAGCCAGGCUUAUCCAUGUUGCCGCAUCCUUCAGAGGCAGUCCACCCAACUCAUCGCAUAACAGGUGGGGCUCUUUCAAGGACGCACUCACCACAAGCAAGCUGUCCCACGCAGAGAGUCAUCAUUCGUGCUGUCCAGCACGAUGCCUACCACACUGAACUCGAAUGCCUCAGAGAGGGCAAAGCGCUUCCGAAGCAGAGUCCCCUCAAGAAACUCAAUCUAGUGGCCGAAGAAAGUGACCUGCUCUGGGUCGGAGGUCGCAUCUCCUCCGCCCCGAACCUGCCAACGGAAGUGAAGCAUCCUCUGAUUAUCCCACACACUCACCACAUCGCCACACUGCUGGUGAGGUACUACCACGAACAAGUAGUGCACCAGGGGCAUCACAUAACGGAGGGUGCCGUGAGAGCAGCUGGAUACUGGAUCGUCGGGGGUAAGCGCCUGGUGUCUUCUGUCAUCUACAAGUGCGUGAUCUGCCGCAAGCUACGCGGGCGCCUGCAAGAACAGAAGAUGGCCGACCUGCCUCCCGGCAGGCUCACUCCAGAGCCUCCCUUCACCCACGUAGGCCUUGAUGUCUUCAGGCCAUGGGCCAUUAUGACUCGGAGGACAAGAGGAGGAAGCGCUGACAGUAAGCGCUGGGCAGUGAUAUUCACAUGCCUGUCCACCAGGGCUGUCCACUUCGAGCUCAUAGAGUCCAUGACCACCGACAGCUUCAUCAAUGCCCUGAGAAGAUUCUUUGCCAUUCGGGGCCCGGCCAAGCUUCUCCGCUCCAACAGAGGGACUAACUUCGUCCUUGCCUGUAAAGAGCUGGGCAUCGACACGGAAGACUCACCAGUUAAAACUUACCUCCAUAGCAGGGGGUGCUCCUGGGUCUUCAACCCGCCCCAUUCUUCACAUAUGGGGGGGGGCUUGGAAAGACUCAUCGGCGUCGCCAAUUGCAUCCUGGAUGCCAUGCUGCUCCAGACCGGACACACACUCCUGAUACACGAGGUGUUGAGCACCCUUAUGGCCGAAGUCAUGGCCAUAAUGAAUGCGAGACCCCUGGUGCCUGUGUCCUCCGACCCCGACGAGCCCACCGUCCUUACCCCGGCAAUGCUCCUGACCCAGAAGAUGAGCACCGUCUCCGCGCCCUCUGGAAACUUCCAGAUGGCUGAGUCGCAUGGGAAGCAGUGGAAACACGUCCAGUGCCUCACAAACACCUUCUGGAAGAGAUGGAGGAGAGACUACUUAUCUACGCUGCAGGGCCGCCGAAAGUGGACCGACGAAAGGCCAAGCGUCAAGACCGGCGACAUCGUCUUGCUCAAGGACAGUCAAGCCCACAGGAACGAAUGGCCUGUGGGAGUGAUCGUCGACACGCUGCUGAGCCGGGACAAGAGGAUCCGGAAGGUGGAAGUAAAGAUCGUGAGAGACGGAACUGUUAAAGUCCUUCUGAGACCCAUCUCAGAGAUCGUCGUUCUGCUUUCUGAUGAAAGCUAGAAGACCAUAUCCUUUUGAAUCCUAAGUUUUUUGUUUAAGUAAAAGUUUAUAGUGGCAUAUUCGUUAUACGCCAAGCGGGGAGUGUUCUGCCUUCCAUUUAAUUCCAUGCCAGAGUUUAGUUUCUCCCACGUAAAUCCUAUGCUGAAUACCGCCACCUAGUGGACUUUCUCGCGGUACUGCGCCUUCUACGCAAUUCUACUUCCUGGUUAGUUCCAGUCAGUGGGUCUUUCUCAAAGCCUAGCCAGUAUCCUUCCAAGUGCAUCAGCCUAAUAAGUCACGCCCAGUGAUUGGAUACCCUUUAUUAGUCACACCCAGUGAUUGGAUAUUCUGUAGAGUUCACCAAAAAGUAUCCUCUGCAUGUACUCAGAGUGAAAGCUCAUAAAACAGUUCUGUAUGUAACGGAGGCUAACUAGCACAGAGUUGGCGUGGAACGUUGGUAAACCUCCCUCCGAUAACCUCAUACAGUCUCGUGCCGUUGGGCCGAGAGACUAGUCUCUUGGCCCAGCGGUAUCGUACUGUGUCUCCCAUUGCCGAACCGUUGUAGUUGACGAGGAUGCAGGUUCGAUCCCCGAGGGGGGUGAACCGGUGCAAGAUGACCUCCGUCACAGUGGUGCCGUGACCCGGAUGGGAGUGAGGUUUAAGGGGGAGAGUGUAACGGAGGCUAACUAGCACAGAGUUGGCGUGGAACGUUGGUAAACCUCCCUCCGAUAGCCUCAUACAGUCUCGUGCCGUUGGGCCAAGAGACUAGUCUCUUGGCCCAGCGGUAUCGUACUGUGUCUCCCAUUGCCGAACCGUUGUAGUUGACGAGGAUGCAGGUUCGAUCCCCGAGGGGGGUGAACCGGUGCAAGAUGACCUCCGUCACAUGUACACCUAUUAUAUAUUUUUUAAUGUUCUUUACAGACUGCCAUGUACAAUAAUUAUACAUAUUAUCAGUUAUCAAUCAUUCAGUCAAUAAAUAAAUCAAUUAAUCAAUCAAUUAGAAUUGGGUAUUUGUAUCAAUUAGUGGUGGGCCGUUAUCGACGUUAACGUGCUGCGAUAAUGUGAGACUCAUCGCGCGACAAAGAAAAUAUCGCACGUUAAUCUAUUCACCAUAGCGUUCGAUUGACAGACGCUUUCAGACUGCCCCCCAGUCGCUUCGCCUCUCCACCUGUUGCCCAGCAGACCUACUAAAUAUGAACAGUGUUUGCAUGCUGUGAACAUUAAUCUCUCUGCCGUGGUAGGUGUUGUUCUAGUGGUUUUUCAUAAGUGGUAGACUAGAGAGACGUUCUUGUUUGAGGUGAAGCAGACAUUAUUUUGUCGGCUACCAGCCCGACA